AUGCGCAGUCUCGCUGUCCUUGCAUUGCUUCCCCUGGCGAUCGCUGCUCCUAAUGCUUCCAAGCCCACAUAUGACUACGUUAUCGUUGGAGGAGGAACCGCUGGUCUGGUGAUUGCCAACCGCCUUUCAGAACUUGAACACAUCAAUGUGCUUGUAAUUGAGGCUGGUGGCUCUGUUUACGACAAUGUCAAUGUGACAAAUCCGAACGGAUAUGGGGAAGCAUUUGGAACCGACAUCGACUGGGCCUACAAGACAGUCCCGCAAAAAUGGGGUGGCAAUGGAACCCAGAUUAUGCGGGCUGGAAAGGCACUCGGAGGUACAUCUACAAUCAACGGCAUGGCGUACCUUCGAGCCCAGGCAGCUCAGAUUGAUGCAUGGGAAACCAUUGGCAACGAAGGCUGGAACUGGAAUAACCUGUUCCCCUACUACCGCAAGGGAGAGGAUUUGCAGAGCCCAUACAAUUACACGUGGUCCAAAGGAACUGGUAUCGCCUUUGAUCCUGCCGACCACGGUUUCUCGGGACCACUGAAGGUUGGCUGGACCAAGGACCAGCUGAACGAUGGUCUUGCUCAGAGGCUGAACACUACCUAUAAAACUAUGAGUCCUCCUAUUGAGUUCAAUGAGGAUCCUAACGGUGGUCAAAUGGUUGGCUUCUCGCUCUUCCCUAAGACUGUUGACACAGAACUCACAAUACGUGAGGAUGCUGCUCGGGCCUACUACUACCCCUAUAAGUCUCGCAGCAACCUCCAUGUGUGGCUCAACACUCAGGCUAACAAGAUCGUCUGGAAGGACGGCGCCGAGGUCACUGCUGAGGGUGUGGAAGUUACCCUGGCCAACGGCAAGACUAGUGUGGUUAAGGCGACUCGGGAGGUUAUCCUUUCAGCUGGUUCAUUGCGAUCUCCCCUUCUCCUCGAGCUGUCCGGUGUUGGAAACCCAAAGAUUCUUUCUAAGUACAACAUCAAAACAAAGGUCAAUCUGCCAACUGUUGGUGAAAACCUCCAGGAUCAGAUGAACAACGAGAUUGUCUUUUCAUCUAGCGCAAACAACACCGGAGCUGCUAAUUUUGUGGCAUACCCCUCCGCCGAGCAAAUUUUCGAUAAUUCCACUGCUGUUGGUGCUAAGCUCCUUGCUAAGCUGCCUGCAUACGCCGCCAAAGUUGCCUCUGCUAAUGGAGGCGUGACCAAGGCGGAAGACCUCGAAAGCUUCUUCAAGGUUCAAUGGGACCUGAUUUUCAAGUCCGGUAUUCCCGUUGCGGAGAUCCUAGUUGAGCCCUCAGGUCUAACCCUCGAUACUGAGUAUUGGGGCUCCGUCCCUUUCUCUCGUGGUAACAUCCACAUCUCAUCGGCUGACCCGACUGCCGCCGCCAUUAUCGACCCGAAGUACUUCAUGCUAGACUUUGAUUUGUACUCUCAGGUUGCGGCUGCAAAAUUCAUUCGCAAGCUUUACAAGACUCAGCCAUUUGCCGCCAUCGUUCAAGGCGAGACUAGCCCUAGCCUUUCUACUAUCGCAGCUAGCGCUUCCGAAGACGGCUGGUCUACAUGGCUCAAGUCGAAGUACCGAUCCAAUUUCCAUCCGAUCACUUCAGCUGGUAUGAUGCCAAGGGAGAAGGGUGGUGUGGUUGAUGCAUCCCUUAAGGUCUACGGCACAUCAAAUGUUCGCGUUGUUGAUGCAUCAGUCGUUCCCAUGCAGGUCUGCGGACACUUAUCAGCGACUAUCUAUGCAGUUGCAGAGCGAGCCGCGGAUAUCAUUAAGAGCCAGUUAUAG
This is a messenger RNA of Penicillium taxi, 1764 nucleotides long. Its product is annotated as GMC family oxidoreductase. The transcript has 3 exons. NCBI's taxonomy places the organism in Eukaryota, Fungi, Ascomycota, Eurotiomycetes, Eurotiales, Aspergillaceae. The coding region runs from base 1 to 1764 and encodes 587 amino acids. Gene Ontology annotation, molecular function: oxidoreductase activity, acting on CH-OH group of donors; flavin adenine dinucleotide binding. The record is from RefSeq and is a predicted model, not a curated record.